UAAAAUAGAUGUUUUACACUUUCUGGGCCACAUAUGUAGAACCGCGGUCCAGCGUACAAGAAUUAAAAUCCAUUUUUCUCGUGUCCGGGAGGUAGGAGUGGAAUUUUGAGAUGCACCCCUAUCUAAACUUUUUCCCUAUCUCGACUAUUGAGGAAUCAGUGUAUUGGUAUCGGUUUCCGUCGCGCUAGGGUUUUGUCUCUCUGUCCUUUUGUCCUGCGAAAACACGAACCCUAACCCUAGAAAACGCUAUCCCGUAGAGCCCCAGAAUGGCGGAAUCAGACCACACAAGAUCUCCUCCGGCUAUCGAACAAAACUUGGCUGGCCAAAAAUCGACUGAAAAUGCUAUUUCUGAUGACCUCAAUGGACAUUCCGGCGAAGAAAACCGGGAAGUCUUGCCUGAAACAGUGAGCGAUUCCUUAAUGAACGAUUUGGAUCCAGUCGAGAAGGUCGAUGGAGAGGACUCUCGGGUUUUGUCUGAGGUAGAUGAAGACGAAGCCAUGACUGGUGGAUUGAUUGGGGGCAACAAGUGUUUGGAUGUUGAAUCUCGGUUUAAUGAGGAGGGUUCUACCGUGAAGGAUUCUUUGGAUGGAGAUGAAAAUGUUAAGUUACCUGAUGAGGUUCUUGAUGAGAAGGAUGGCUUAGUGACAGAAGAUGAUAGCUUGGAACACGAAAACAUGGCAAAUGAAGUUGAGAGAGAGAUCGAAAAUGGCAACAAAAUCAACGAGGAGAUGGAUACCUUUAACAAUAAGGAACCUGGGAAGGAAGAUGGCAGUAUGGGUAUGGGGGUUGAUAAGCAAAAUGAUAAGGCGUUUGGUAUAGGGAAUGGACUCAAUGAAAGAGAGAUCGAAAAUGAAGGUGAUAAGGAUAUUAAUGAAGAAAAUGGUGAAGGGGAUGAUGUGGGCCUUGGUGUUAAAGAAGCACCAGAGAAGGGAGAUGACGAGAAGGAGAUUGGUAAAGAAACUGAUGAAAAUUUGAACGAAGAAAGUGAUAAUAGAGGUGUUGUCAAAGAAGAUGGAGCAAGAACUGAAGAGGAGGAGCAAUUUCCUGAAGUUAAAACAGUGGAGAUUCUUUCCCAUUGGCUCCCAAAGCCUUGUGUUCGUGUGACCAUUACUGGUGGGUCUGCUACUGAAGAGGAGUUGUUACCACUUUUUACUGAACAUGGAAAAGUCUCAAGCAUUGCAUUUGAAAACGAAAAAAGAGAUGCCACAGUUGUCCGAUUUGAUUCUGCACCUGGAGAUAACCAGCUAGCUGCUACUGUCCAAGAAAAACUCCAUAAUACACAACUUGGUGUACGGACAUUGCUUGUUGAGGCAUUUCGUGCUGACUCAUUGUUAUUUGUUGGAAAUCUCACCCCUGAUAUUGAUGACUCAUCAUUGAGGACAAUGUUUGAACCACAUGGAAAGGUCGAACGAGCAUUUGUUCUACGCAAUGCUGCAGGUCAGAGUAAAGGAUACGGAUUUAUUGAAUAUAGCCUGAAAUCCCAGGCAAUUGCUGCAAAGACAACAAUGGGCGUGGUGAACAUGGAUGGGCGGGUUUUACGUGUUGAGUGGUCAGAUUGCAAAAAUAUUGAGGAUAUGUUCUCGACUGUGCUGUUUGUGGAUCGCAUAUCAAAGCAUAUGCCUAAUCCUGAAUUAGCUUUGAGAUCACUCUUUGGACAGUAUGGGAAAGUUAAAGACUGUUUCUUACCCAUUGGUAUCAAUGGGAAUAUCCGUGGAUUUGGCUUCAUUGACUUCUUUCACUCUGCUUGUGCUGACAAGGCGCAUAUUGCAUUGGAUGGUCAUGAGUUGGGAGGGCUCAAUAUACGAGUUAGCUUUGCAAAUCCAUCUAAGUCAGCUCAGUCAUACAAGCAACGCCUUGGAAAUCAAGGUCCUGCUCAAGCAUUUGGUGGUAUGGGUAGAGGAGCCAUUCCAGGUAUGACUGCUGCUUCAAGAGGAAAUGGAUACAUGCCUUUCAUGGCAAAUCAGUUUGUUGGAGCUGUUGCUAGAUCCAGUGUUCUAGGAGUGGGCGCUGGAAUGGCAUAUAAUCGUGGAACUCCUAUGGGUCCUAGAAUCCUUGAGCAGAAUGUUAUGGAUAGAGGAAAUGGCAUUCUUUCUGCAGGUGCACCUAUGGCGGGGGUGAUGGGGCGACCCCCCUUUAUGGGUAAUAUAUCACAAAGGCAAGGAAUGUCCGGUCUUGGAAAUUUGGCAUCUGCCCAACAUUUUAUAAAUCAAGGUACUUAUCCUUCCAACUUAGCUGCUGCUGCCCAGAUGGCACUUCUACAAGGCAAAGUGUAUCAAGACAGUGGCAAAUUUAGAGCUCAGGAUCUCUACAAGCAAGUACCUCAGCAGGCCAAGCAAGGCCAUUCACAAUAUCCUUAUCAACCACAUCAGCACCAAACUCAACAAUCUUAUCAGCAGCAUGCACUGCCACAGCCUCACCAUUCAACCCAGGAGCUGUCCUAUGCUCAAUCUCAACAAUAUCUGCUAGCUGCUCAACAAGCCCAAUAUCAGGUUCAACAGCAACAUUCUCAGAAUUAUACACAGCAAACAGAAAUCCAUACUCAGCCACCACAACAAACCCAGCAUUAUCCUCAAGGCACAAGUUAUUACAACCAACAAAAUUCUGUGCAAGCUCAGGUUAAUUCAUAUGGCACUAGUCAGCAGCAAUACCAACAGGCAUAUGGACAGGCACCCGUGAACCAAUAUGAUCAAUAUGCACAGCAGCCGAGCCAUGAUCAUUUUCCUCAGACUACGGUAGCUACCACCACAAACCAGGCAGUUAGUUACCCUGCCCAGUUUCAAGAUGGUGCUCAGCAACAAGCCUAUGCUUCAUACCAUGGGCUGCAGCAGCAAGCUGGUCUGCUUGCAACACCUACCAGUGGGGCCCAACAGACUCAGAGCACCGAUGCCCAGUAUGCCGCAUAUUAUGCAGCCCAAGCCUUGUACUUGCAACAAACUCAUGACAGAUGUAGUGUGGAUAAAAACGGCAGGAAGUUGCUGAGGAAUUUGUACAAAAGAUUAGAUAUCCAAAAUCUCUUCCACAUUGGUUGGUCUGAAAAUGUUCAUAUCUGUCCUGGAUGCUCCUUUAGCCAGGAUGUCAGACCUGACAUGUUGUGUUGCAGUCCCCUUCUUUAGCCAAUUGAUUCUUGUCCCUUGAAACCAGAAGACUUGCCCUUGUUUUAGGAUAGCCUGUAGCUCUGAUUUCAUUACCCCUCUUCCUGUUUGCUCAUCCUCAUUAAGGGCUUGGUUUUCUUCCUUGAGGUCAAGGUUGGAGAUUUCGGCUAGAAGCGCCUUGCUUUUUUGGGGACAGAUGAUUCUCAUGGUUCCAAAGCUUCAGACCUUUGAGUUUCAUGCCUAUUCUUGCAGACAGCCUAACCUUGAGUGUUGAAGUCCCCCAUUGGGAACUUAAUCGAAAGAGUUAUUCUUCAAGCCACAUGACGUCGAACUUAAACAGUCUGGGUCCGGCUGAUGGGGGUUAAGUAUCGAGGAAGAUUGGGGUGUGGGAAGGAGCUUUUGGGGGUGUACAUGCACGUGAGUGGGUACUUUGGAACUUCUCCCAGAUGGGGGAGAUUAGGAAUCUAUCGAUUCUUGUGAGGAUAAGGUUUGCCAAAUGGAUGGACCAAGGAUGCUUUGUUCCAGAUAUAUUAUUUUGGUUGUUUUUGAAAAGUCAACAGAACUUGGCUGGGCUGGCUAUUGAUUCUCCUUCUCCUAUGCUUCUCGUAGGAGCACCUGGUGGCAUUGAAGUCACUUAGAUGCGCCAUGGAAGUGAACAUCAGAUUAGGGUGUCUUCUAGUUCCUCGUUAAACCACUUUAAAAGAUAUGGUGAACCAUUGAUGUAAAUUUCCACUGGAAGUUGUCAAAGUUCUUGCAAACUUGAUGUAGAUGGAAUAUUGACCAAUGAAGGACAAGAUUUUGGUGAACCCCAGAUGUCCCAUGCAAGGAUCAUUUUGGAGUGGUUAGGGGGGUUUGCUGGUACCUGGAGGACCGUCUUUGGUGUCAGUGCUAUACCUUCUAUGGUGCUUAGAUCUGUUGACUGGGGAUCUUGGUCAAGUGAGUCGUCGUAGUUGACCUUAAGAGUUGAGGUUCUUCUCUGUGGCCUUUGGAACCGGAUUUGGGAGGUUUGGUGGCAGUUCUAAAGGUUUCGGCGAUGUCGUCAAUGGGACCAUCCUGGGUGAAAGCCAUGAUUCUAAGCAUUUCAUCAAUGUUGCCCUCCACCUUAUGUAUUUGCUCUUCUUCUUUGAAAUCCACUGAAAAGUAUUUGUUAUCAGAAUCUGUUGGGUUUUCAGUGAUGGUUUCAAGCUUGACUGGGAAGCCAGCGUUGGCAAUUAAGAGGUCCAUUGAAGACAAGGCUGGGGUGCGAGGGAUUUGUUGGGGUGGGGUUGAAAAUGUAUCUCGCAACUUGGGGGGAGUGUUCUUUACGACCAAUGUUUGUUCAUUUCUCUCUUAACAAUUUGCCAAUACCUUUUGGUUUCUUAUUUGUUUAGUAUUAUUAUUCAGUACUAAUUUGGCUACCCAUAUUCUUAAUGACCUGCCUAAAUUAGUGGAAAACAGUGGAUGACUAAUCAAGAGCUCUUGUGGCUACUAAUGAUACCCAUGUUUUGGCUGGCGGAAUGGAAAACAUGUGCAUUACUGAAAAGAUUGUUGUUGGCCAAACUAGUCCCCUAUUAAUUUCUUGAUAAAGUGACCGGUUCCUUUUUAUUAUUAUCAAUACUAUUGUGUAGUUGUUGUGAUAAUUGAUUUUUUUAUCACUGUGGAACU
Messenger RNA from Amborella trichopoda, 4736 nucleotides. NCBI's taxonomy places the organism in Eukaryota, Viridiplantae, Streptophyta, Magnoliopsida, Amborellales, Amborellaceae. The record is from RefSeq and is a predicted model, not a curated record.